Molecule: messenger RNA, 3037 nt
Organism: Puntigrus tetrazona (Sumatra barb)
Lineage: Eukaryota; Metazoa; Chordata; Actinopteri; Cypriniformes; Cyprinidae
Gene: depdc4
Product: DEP domain containing 4
Exons: 9
Coding region: 339-1934 (531 amino acids)
Biological process (GO): intracellular signal transduction
Source: RefSeq, a predicted model, not a curated record
GCCAGCGAAUUAUUAAUUCAUUUACCUUUAAAUGUAAUAUAGUUAACUAAAGAUUCGCAUUGUUAGACAUGGGGUUAUUUUAUUAUUUUUUUCGUUUCGUAAUUUGUAACUGCGUGGACUGGUACAAACGGGAGGGUAAUGAAAGCAGUUCUAGGAUCAGAUUCGUUUAGAAAACGCACCGAAUAUCAAUUCAGUCUCACAGGACUACUGCUGAUCUCAGAUCAGAGCCGCCGGUCUAUAUAUUAUGAUAUAAUACGACGUCGUCUAUUAUAGAUCAGAGCGCCUUCGCGUCGACGUGCGUCACAGGCUGAGCGCGUGACGUCAUUUCCGGUGCCGCGAUGGCGGUGGAUUUGACUCCUCGCUUCAGAAGGCUGAACAGUCAAAGCUGUUUUAGAGAAAAUAAACAACUGCUAGGUACGAAAAAACGAUUCAUACAAUUCACGCACGCGUACAACAUCAUUGAGGCUCUGAGGACGCAGGUGGAGCUCCGCCCCCGCAGACAGCACCUGCGUGUCUAUCACGACUGCUUCACCGGCUCCGAUGCUGUGGACGUGGUUCUGAGUCACCUCAUGCAGAACAUCUACUUCUGCUCCAGCGAAGUGUCCCGUCUCAAAGCCGCCAGGCUCUGCCAGGCCCUGAUGGAGUCUAGAGUCUUCGAACCAAUCGGGAUAAAGCUCUUCAAACGAGAAAAAGAAAUGACCUUUGAAGACUCCAGCUGCAGCCUCUACCGCUUUCUGGACGGAUCGACCAAAAAGACACGCGGUGGCAGCGAGGACCAGACUCCAGACAAACAAACUGGAAAGAGGAAAACCACAUCGAGGUUUGGAGAAAUGCAGACCAUCUCCAACCCUUUGGUUCUCGGAUCAUCGGAUAGAAGAGUGGAGAGACUGCUGAAGAACAUAAACCUGCACCCAUCUGUGCCCUCGGAUUUGAAUCGUGCUGCCGUUUCCAACAGCUUCCUGUCAAAAAAAGUGGUGCGGGACGUUUGGAGGCAGCAGGCGUUGCUCCAGUUGCUACAGUUGGUUGAAAUCUCUAUGUUAGACCGUAUCCUGUCCUCACCUGCCAAACCGGAGCCCCUGCGCUCGUCGUCUCUACGCCACCACGGUGACCUGGUCAUCUCCAACACCUGCGUGGAUCGAGAAGUGUCCGAGAGUCUCAACUUGCCCGAGCUGGACCCUUGGCUGACGGCAGCCGUGGAUUGCCUCGAUCUGUUCCCAGAUCAGUUAAUCGUGGUCGCCAGUGAACAGCUGAUUCAACAGAACGGGAAGGAGAAGCAGAAGAGACUGCUGUUCGACACCAUUGCCAAAUAUUACAACAGCCCAGAGAGACCUCCACUGCUGUCAGGACGAUACACCGACAUCCAGACCGGAAUCCUGCAUCUUUUGGAUGGCGGGAGAGGUGAAGAUGCCCUGAGAGCAGCUCAGCUCUGCUUGCAGUUGCUGGAGUCCACCAGCAGAGAUGAGUUACGUAGACUGUUGGCUUUCAUGGCAGCUGCUGCAGAUAAAGAAGCUUUCAGACUGCACAAGCAGCUUGAGAACCGCGCUCUGGUCAGCAAGACGUUUGUGAAGGCCGUGGUCCUGAGCAAAGAAAUGACUCGCGUCCAGUGUGAGCAGCUGCUGCUGUUCCUCGUGGAUAAUCACACGCGGCUCUUCAAGACGCCAUCAUCGCUGAUUGAGGCCGUGAGGAAGACGCUUCAAACUCUGCGGCAAGGGAGGGAUCUGAACAAUGUAGCGCUGUUCGCCUUCUGCCAGCAGGUAACGCUCCAGCAGUACGAGGAUAACAAAGAUGAAGCCACUCUCGACGGUUUGAAGAAGUUGAUGCGCCACAUCGCUCACAGCGACGGCCUGUCCGUCAAACGGAAGAGACGACUGGCCAAACAGUUCCAGAAACAUCACCCAGGGAUUUUCCUCCAGCACUUCUUUUCCUCGUUCUAAUAGCACUGGAUGAAAAUAGCCUGUGAAUGUUUUUUUUUUUUAAUAUGAGUUAUAGAUGUAGACCCUUUUGGGAAGGUUUUGAUGAAUUCCACGAACCUUCCGAUCCUUUCAUAGACGGAAAAGGAUCCUAAAUCGUUGCAGUAGUCCGCGUGACAUCCACGGGAACUUAGGAAAAUGCUUUUUGUGCGCGGAGAAAACGCGUUCGGUUCACCCUAUAGCGCCGUUUUGGAGUGUGUCGCAUACAGAAACGAUGUACGCUACGCAAAAAAUAAUAAUAGUCAUUUUUGACACUAAUUGACAGAAUUUUUGACGCUAAUACUUUACACUUAAUUUUAUUAGUUGAAGGCAUUUUGUACACAGUGGCUUCAUCAGUUUCAGGACGGUGAGAACGCGCCCGUGUUUUACCUGAUGUAACAUAAUUAGAAAUUUAUAACAAACGUGCAGCACUGUGCUUGUAGACGGGCGAUUUAGUUUGCAAGUAGACUCGAUUUGUACAAGCUUUAAGCUUUAUCUGCAGGACCGGUCCGUAAAAAAAGGAAUAUAAUGAAGUGCUGAUCACUACAUCUCAGUGUAGAAUUACUUGAAUUGUGUGAAAUGCUCAGGUCUUUUAUUAUUAUUAUUAUUAUUAUUAUUUUUAAAGCUAUCAGAAAUAGUUUUAGCUGCACUUGAAAUUAAGAAAUGGAUAACUACGCCUUAAAAGGUAGAAAUUUGAUUUAUGCUCUUUUUUUUUUUGUAGGUGAAAGGAUCACUUAUUAACUUUUUUUUGCAAUGACUGUGAGCACAGAUGUUUUCUAAUUAAUAUUAAUGUAUUACUGUGCAACUUCUGAGUUUUAAGUGGAUUUUGAAUUAAAAUGUAGCAUAGCAUAGUGUUACUGUUAAAAAUAAAUAAAAAAUAUUCGGGAAAGACAAAGGGACAUUUAUUACCAAGUAAUGAUCAUGAGUAAGUUUAGGCAUCGUUAGAAUUUUAUCAAUUCCAAUUCCGAUUCUUAUUGAUUGUAAUGUAGUAAAAAAAUUAAAAAAGGGGUAUAAAAAUGAAGAUGUUAAGCAGAUUUUUUUGUCCCGUAUUUUUUUCGUGUUAUUAGCCAAUUUUUACCACCUAAAAA